UGGUUGUAGUUGUACACGGGCUUUUGGGCUGGUUGGUUGAAGAUCCCUUAUAUGAUUUGAGAAUUGAGACAUGAUGAAGCCCAAAGUAAAAGCCCUUUUCAUUCUUCCAUGGUUGGGUUUUUGAGGAUCCCAAAUGGCGCUGAGGAACUUCGUCAACGAGAUCAGGGGUUUGAAGGUGAAGGAGCUUCCUAACUACAUCAAGCCCAAGUUAUCUCUCGAUUACAUCAAGAACUCCUUUAACCGCGGAUUGGAUAACUACUACACCAAGUACAUCGAAACCAGUUCUCCUGAUCCACUCUACCAUGUUUGCUUCGGCGGCAUGGUUUUGUCCUACCUCGUUAAUCUUCCCGAGGAGCGCCGCCACUACGAGCACCUCGAGCACGAGCGCCUCGCUAAGGCACACGGUUCCGCCGCCGCCCACCAUUGAUCUCCAAUCGAUGAGGGUGUUGUUUUAAAUUGAAUGGUGAUUGAUGAUGAUCCGUUGCUGCAAUUGUGUAUGAGAAUAGAGUUAUACUUAGUUUUGAUAUGAUGGUGCAUUUUGUUGAAACCCACCAAGGAAUUGGGCAAUGGAAUGAGAAGGCAACGAAAAGUUGGAAAUUUUUCCACUAAUAGAUAAAAUCCAGUGCAUGGUAGAGAUUACUGGUGAAACCGUUUCUAGUAUCUUCUCCUCUGAAACUGAGGAAAACGUCGUAGAUCCAAUUCCAUGUGAAGGAAGAAGAAGAUGACGAUGAUGAUGAUGGUUCCGCCAUUAUCAUAUAAUUUGUGAGCUUAUUAGUAUAUUUAAUUAGUUCCUAAAUAAAUAACAAUAAUAUAAUAUAUAAUCAAAUGUAGAGGGUUAUGGAUAGAGUCAAUGGGGAAGACUUUGACUAAUCAAAGUAAACGCCAAGAUGAGAGGAAGGUAUAUAUGAAAACAUACAGAAAUUUCUUAUGUGAACCAGUAUCUUUAAUUUAGAACUUAUUAAACUAUUCUUUGGGCCAUAACAAAUAAAAAAGUCUCAUAGCCUAUAA
This is a messenger RNA of Arachis stenosperma, 1008 nucleotides long. RefSeq lists its product as uncharacterized. The record is from RefSeq and is a predicted model, not a curated record. Lineage: Eukaryota; Viridiplantae; Streptophyta; Magnoliopsida; Fabales; Fabaceae. The transcript has 3 exons. The coding region runs from base 134 to 427 and encodes 97 amino acids.